UUCUCCCUCUCUCCUCUAAACCUUUCGUCUCCUGCUUCUUCUUCUUCUGCUCCUCCUCCUCCGCCUUCGUUCGGUGAUUGAAUUCUGAGUGCAAAACCGCAAGAAUGGCGACCCCUGCCAAGAGAUCCCAAGCCCCGAGACGCCAAACCUCGGAAAUACCGAAGCUUUCCGAGAACCUUGAUCCCAAUCUUCUUUCCACUCCUUGCCGACGAUCGACGAAAUCUCCUGCAACCAAUUCGGCGAGGCCGAAGAAAUCGGCAUCCAAAAUCCCGGCUCGGAUUCCGUCAUCAUCGCCUUCCCCUGCCAAAGACAACAGCUUGGUUGCUCCCAAGAGGAGUUCCGUAACUCCGCUCAAGAGCUUGGACCCCGAGAAGUGUCAUCAAGAGGUGGCUCGUCUCAAGGAGAAUACGAGUAAAAGCGAACCAUUGGCGGUGGAAGAUAUGGAGGUUACAGAUUCGAGAGCGAGGGCGAUGAAGCAAUUGCUGCUGGAGGAGGCCAUGAGCGGUCUACCGGAGUCGGGGGCCGGGAGGGUGACGUACUUGGUGAAUGCUUUUGAGAGACUUCUUUCCAUCUCAAAGGAGCCAAAGGGUGAAGAUGGAGGAGAAGUCAAAAGAAAGGUGCUGAAUUGGGCCUUGCCUGGCUUGCAUCAGCCACCGAAGGCUAAGGUAAGCGAAAAUUCUUGCUCGCCUGUCUUGUGUUCGACAGAUUUCCCACAUAUAGAGGACUCCGAAGGAGAUUCUGCCGAGCAUUCUUCGGUGAACAAGAAGGACAAAAGAUUGAGCAAUGGGAUCAAUGGAUCGGACGAAGGGCGAAGAAAUAGACGAAAUAGCACUGGUUUCUCAGGAAGAAGCAGGAUCAAGAAGUUCAAAGUGAAAAGCCUGCAACCCUUCAAGUUAAGGACUGAGCAAAGAGGAAGGUUCAAGGAAGAGCAAUUCAUCAAGAAAGUGAACGAAAUGCUUUUGGAGGAGGAGAGGAAACGAACACCAAUUGCAAAAGGUCUUCCCUGGACUACAGAUGAACCUGAGAUUCUGAUAAAGCCUCCCAUAAAGGAGCCAACAGAACCAAUCGAACUUAUUCUUCACAGCGAUGUACGUGCUGUAGAACGUUCUGAGUUUGAUCUUCAUGUUGCCGAGCGUAUGAGCUUUGUUGAGCAAAUAAAACUGGAUAGAGAAAGGCAGCAAAAGCUGGAAGAAGAAGAGGAAAUAAGAAGACUCCGAAAAGAGCUUGUGCCGAAAGCUCAGCCCAUGCCUUACUUUGAUCGUCCCUUCAUCCCGAGAAAAUCAGCAAAACCCCAGACAGUUCCAAAGGAGCCAAGGUUUCAUAUUCACCACCUGAAGGAACCAUAAGCGUGUGCUGCUUAUGUUCCUCUGAA
Messenger RNA from Musa acuminata subsp. malaccensis (wild Malaysian banana), 1372 nucleotides. RefSeq names its product microtubule-destabilizing protein 60-like. Gene Ontology annotation, biological process: mitotic spindle assembly; activation of protein kinase activity; regulation of mitotic spindle organization. The record is from RefSeq and is a predicted model, not a curated record. NCBI's taxonomy places the organism in Eukaryota, Viridiplantae, Streptophyta, Magnoliopsida, Zingiberales, Musaceae. Gene Ontology annotation, cellular component: nuclear microtubule; spindle. Gene Ontology annotation, molecular function: protein kinase activator activity; microtubule binding.